UCGACUUUUUUGCCACGGAUUGUGUAUGUAGUUUUAAUUGUGCUCGAAAAAACAGAGUUAAAGUGGAUGUUAGCAUUGAGGAUCUGCUUCCAAAAGUACUAUAUAUAUUGGUCCACGGUGAAGCGCGGCUAAAAACGAUGCCAAUGCAAUAGUUCCAUUUACUAAAACGGCAAAUCGAAGCGUCUUCGAACUAAUUCUGUCCAUUAAGCACCAAAACGCCACUGGGAGGAAAUGGUGUCCACCCGCCAAAUGUGCAGUGGAGGCGGAUCCACCGCAUCGGAGGGGGUUUCCCCCAUUGCGGUGGGUUUAGGAUCUGGAGGUGGAUCCGGAGUGCAGGAGCCGCCCGAGUCCACCGCAGCGCGAACCUCCGUCCUGCGGCGAACCACCAACUAUCAGGGUCACCAGACCCAGGGUCAGGCAUCUGGUCAAGUCACCUCUCCGGCCAGCCUGGCCUUCUCCGCCAGCGUGGUGACCCGCCACCACUCGUACACCAUCCAAAUGCAACGGCAGAGAUCAUCCAGCAACUCGCCCAGUUUUAUGGAUCUGCCCAACGAGCUGAUUGAGAAGACUCUCAGCUACUUGGACUUUAAGAAAAUUUCAAAUCUCAGAUUGGUGUCGCACCACAUGAACGACAUUUGCAUGGCCAUGCUGAACUCAGCCUUCUCCAAGCAGAUCAAGACCACGUUCAGCCGCUUCCAGUCGAUCAAGGCCAGCAUGCCGCGUCGGGAGUCCGCCCGCCGGAGUCAUCCGCUGGCCUGCGAGUGCGACAUCAUCGAGACGUGCUACAUGCGCCUCUCCCUGCUCCAGAUGUCCAUGGGCAAGCACAUCGAGCGGGGCCACUGCUGCUUCUUUCCGGGCGCAAUAUUGGACGAGGUGCAGGCGAUUCUCAACUAUAUCAGUAUUACGCCCAGGCUGCAGCGACCUUAUCGGGUGACCGACGAGCUCUUUGAUCUCUCCACCAUGGCCAUGGAGUACUUCAAGGACCGCAUCGAACCCACGCUACCGGGGCUGGCAUACUUCAACAAGGACUUCUUCACCCUGCCCACCACCACAAAGCGACCCACUCUUGCCACAAGCUCUGACCUCGAGGACAGUGCCAGCAACUCGCCGCCGCAGAACCACAUGGUGCUCCGCAAGGGCAUCCGGAAGAUCAAGCAGGGCAUGAAGAUGUACAACAACCAGCUAUCGGUGCUGCGCACCGAGCUUCGCACCUGCAAGCGCAAGGCCGCCGAGCAGAGCAAGCAGCUGGCGGAGCAAUCGAAUCUGUUAGCGGAGCAGCAGAAGCAGACACUGGAGUAUGCCAACCGCCUGGACGAGAACGACAAGAAGAACGAGGAGAUGAGUCGCAAGUUCUCCACCCUGUUGCAGGAGCUUAACAAGUGCAAGACGGAGUUGCAGUUCUGGCGCUCCAAGAGUCCGGCCAUUCCUGCUGUGUGCAGUUCGUGCAAUCAGAAGGUGGCGCCCGUGGUGCCGCCCGAGGAUUUUCAAGUGCUUGUCAACCAGGGUGUUGACCCCGAACACUUUAUCAUCAUCAAUGACGAUGCAGAUGCCGAGAGCGAUAUGAGCGUGGGCGAGCUGAAGGAGUUUGCCUCGCCAGACGAGUCCACCACGGCCAAACUGCUGGCCGUGAGUACCGCGGCCAAAAACCUGAAGCGAAAGCUGCCUUUGGAGGCGCAGUCCAAUGCCAUAGCGUCCACGUCGAAGGCAGCGGAGGUGGCCCAGUCCCAGUUGUUGCCGGUGGCCGCGGGAGGAGCUGUUAAAGCUGUGGGCGGCUACUCGCCCAAACUCUUCUACGGCAACCAUCAGCGCAGCGGCGUGAUUGUCAGUCCAGUGUCCAAGAAUCUGGCGGGGGCUCCUUCAACGGACAAUGGGGCGGCCGGGUCGGAGGCUCCUGAGGAGCCGGAGGAGGCGAAGAAAGCACGAAGAGUACAAAAGGCCAACAGAUAUGUAAAUACGCCCGGCAAACGCAGUAAAUAAGCAUUAGGACUUACGCAUAUACACUUUACAUAUUUUUUACCACUUAUUUACAUAUAAAUCGUGCAUGCCUUCGUUCACCUGACCCCAGGAUGUGGGCCAGGGAUCGGGGCAUGCGCCGUAGUGUUAACGGAGGAAUCAAAUUAAAUAUAUACACAUAUAUCUAUUAAUGUCAAAUGCAUUAGGCAUUUCGAAUAUUAAUCAUUAUUAUUAUUAUUAUCAAGUACAACAAACUUGUCUGUAUGUUCUUUGGUUUUAACGCCCCGGAAAAACAAUUCAAGUUAACCACCAAACUACACGAACACACACACAAAUCCCGUAGUUAUUGGCAGAGAAAUCAGAUAAUAAUAAUUUAAAAGCAAAUUAAUUUUAACUAAGAAAAACAAAACACAAAAACAACGGCAAAGAAAUAUUUUAAAUAAAACUUUAAAAGCA
Molecule: messenger RNA, 2409 nt
Organism: Drosophila rhopaloa
Lineage: Eukaryota; Metazoa; Arthropoda; Insecta; Diptera; Drosophilidae
Gene: dmpd
Exons: 6
Coding region: 232-1977 (581 amino acids)
Biological process (GO): positive regulation of DNA-templated transcription
Cellular component (GO): nucleus
Molecular function (GO): protein binding; transcription coactivator activity
Source: RefSeq, a predicted model, not a curated record